AGAAUAUCUAUAUUAAAAUUAGGGAACAAUUUCAAUUUCGCCCCUUCUUCGCCGGCCGUCGGUUUAAAGUCGUUCUCCCUGUAGUUAACUUCCGGCAGACUGCUCAGCUCGGCCGCCGGCGAACGAAUUGAAGUUGGGAGAAUAUGUGAAGGAAAAUUUUUCAAAUUAUAUAGAGGCUCGUUGGGAGAUAAGAGGAUGCUGGCGCGAUCGAAUUUGGCGGAGCAGCUGAGAGAGUAUCAAAUUCGAUCCAAACACGACUGCGCUUCCAUAUCGUUUUUGGCAUCCACCUCGAAUCUCGCCUCUUCUAGGGUUGAUGUCGCAAUCUUUGUCAUAUGGGAGCUUGUCAUUCUAGCAUUCCUUGUUUUCUCGGCUGUUUCAUUGUAUUUUCAGCAUCUAAGGUUUGCGGUUAUCUUGUUGUGUACGGCAAUGCUGUUGCUGCUGUGCAUAAAAAUGACUAAACAAGCUAAGCUGGCUCGAAAACAAAAAAGAAGGAUGCUUCUUCCUUUAUCUAUGUAGAUGUCAAUAGAUUGUAUACUUGUCAAAAAUAAAAACAUCUUUUGUAGAUUAUGAGAAUUCAAUGUUACAUGUGAAGAA
Molecule: messenger RNA, 594 nt
Organism: Andrographis paniculata
Lineage: Eukaryota; Viridiplantae; Streptophyta; Magnoliopsida; Lamiales; Acanthaceae
Exons: 2
Coding region: 196-516 (106 amino acids)
Source: RefSeq, a predicted model, not a curated record